This is a messenger RNA of Annulohypoxylon truncatum, 1626 nucleotides long. RefSeq names its product alpha/beta-hydrolase. The transcript has a single exon. NCBI's taxonomy places the organism in Eukaryota, Fungi, Ascomycota, Sordariomycetes, Xylariales, Hypoxylaceae. Gene Ontology annotation, molecular function: catalytic activity. Bases 248 to 1237 code for a protein of 329 amino acids. The record is from RefSeq and is a predicted model, not a curated record.
CCGACAACCGUCCGCCGCCCGCCGUCCGGUGGCCUGUCCUAUCCCCUCACAGCAGUUGUACACCAUACAGACAUUCCAGAUAUUCCCCGGCCAGAGCCUGUAGCCCGCGCGGCCGGUCCUCUCUUGUAAAGAGUGAAAACCCUCCGGUACACCGGCUCCAGAUUCCCAGGCGUUUGUAGCUUUUCCAUCUUUACUUUUGUUGGGGAAGCGUUGCGACCUGCACGCCGCCGCCGCCGCCUCUAUCACUAUGGAAUCAUUUCAACGGAAAACAAUCACAACGACCCGUGGCUUUACGUAUUCCUACUACGUUUCCACCGGCAACACCACCCGGCCAACUCUACUUCUCCUACAUGGCUUUCCUGAUGAUGCCCAUCUUUGGGAUGGGAUCGCAAAGCAAUUAACGCAAUACAACCUAAUCAUACCCGACCUUCUCGGAUAUUCGAACACCUCCAAGCCCACAGACCCAGCUGCCUAUAGUUCCGCUGGGCACAGCAAUGACUUAGUCGAUAUCUUAGAUACUGAGCAUGUCGAAAAAGUCAUUUCGGUCGGACAUGAUUGGGGUUCAUUUAUCGCACAGAGGCUAUACCUUCACCAUCCAACCAGGGUAGAGGGCCUCAUAUUGCUGGCCCUCGGCUACAUACUACCAUCUACCAAUCAGCCAACCUUGGAAGAAGCGAAUGCGAUGUUUGAGAAGUUAUGGGGUUAUCCUGCCCAUGCGUACCAGGAGUUCUUCAUUUCGGAUGAUGCACCUGCACUCCUAAGAGCGAAUAUAGACCGCUUUUACCAUGCCAUUCAUGGUGCGCCUCGUGACUGGACAAAGCAAAUAUGGUGCCAAAGAGGGGAGAUGAGAAAAUGGCUGAGUGACAAGGACCGAAAGGUCGAGUUGCGCGGCUACGCCCAAGAUCCAGCGUUUCGACAGCGAUUUUUGGAGCGGUUUCAGCGGGACGGCUUUGAGGCUCCCUUGUGUUACUACAAAGCAAUGUAUUCCGGCGUGAAUUCCGAUAGCAUCAAGGAUCUCGACAAGGACAGGUUGAUCGUUCGUGUGCCUACCUACUACAUUGCGUGUACGCGGGACCCUGUAUGCAGACCGGAGCUGUCAAUACCGGCUAAGCAGGGAGGUUUCUUGCCGGACUGGGAAGAAACCAUCGUUGAUAGUGGUCACUGGGUCCCAUUCGAGAAACCUGAGGAGGUCGCUGAAUUGAUGAGCUCGUUUCUGCAGAAGAGGUUUUCAGCUUAACCAGCUUCGCUCAGCUAGUUGCUACUCACGAAGGAACACUACCUGAAACAGCACUUAUAGUGCUGUUGCUGUACACCUAGUUCUUUGUUUUCGAUGUUUCUAGACCCUGCGGCUUAAAAUAGCCCUGGAGAUCACAGUAAAUCACCACUAUAUUGGCUAAACGCAGCUAUCAAUAGCGGAUACCUAAAUAUGCCUCGUGUACUAGGUAAAUACCUAUUCACUACCUACUUUAGCACCUACGUCCGAAGGUUAUGAACAGGGCCAUUAUAAAAACAACAAUACAAGUCAUAUGAAAGGAAGAGGAUUGUUGAGAAUUGUGUAUUUAGGUAGCUAGCUAGAUGUAUCCACUUCAGAAACCCCGAUCACCAUUAAAAGUGCCCUCUCAGGGA